Molecule: messenger RNA, 627 nt
Organism: Closterium sp. Naga37s-1
Lineage: Eukaryota; Viridiplantae; Streptophyta; Zygnematophyceae; Desmidiales; Closteriaceae
Source: the annotation of a GenBank genome assembly
AUGGAGUUACUACGGCGCUGCGUUUCCCCGUCGUUAAAACAUAUAGCAGUACUGGUGGCAUGCUUAGCGGGUCUGGCGGCAGCAGUAUCGGAUCUCCCGGAAGCGGACCUCACGCCGCAGAAGCCGCUGCCGACGCGGUUCGAGCAGGCCAUGGCGGAGACCGCCGCGUUGAGCCCAGACGCCAGGGCCAGGCUGCACGCCGCGCGGCUGAGCGAACAGAUGCUGCUCGUUCACGACGAGGUGGACGACGUUAGCGACGGCGAAGCCGGCGAAGAAAGUGAUAACGAUAGCGGCGAAGGUCACCGUCGCAAGCUGGGGCGCGCCGCGAAGAAGCUCGGUUUGAAGCCUCCGCUUUUGAACUCAGGACCGAUCUUCUCCGUUCCCACCCCCUCCCCGUUGCUCAUUCUCACUCUUCUCUCACAUCUUCCCCCCAUUGUAUUGAUGGCUCGGCGCGCAGUGCGGGAGCUGCUGGACCAUCGUGGCCGUCGAUUCCGUCUCGAUGAUGUGGGCGAUCAUCAACAACACGACGCCGCAGCUGCUGUCGCCGCAGCAGGUGUGCGACUGCGCGACGAAGCAGUGCUGCAAGGGCGGCUGGCCCGACUGGGCCUUCUCCUAUAUCCUCUUUAA